AUGUCCCAGACUCUGACUCCCGAAGUUACAUGGGCUCAGCGUUCCUCCGACUCGGAUCCUGAGCGCAACUACCUCUACGUCAACAUCAAGGCCCCCGAUGUUCCCAAGGCCGAUGCCAGCCUCAGCAUCACCGAGAAGAAUGUUACUUUCAAGGGCCCCUCCCGGAAGGGCGUAACAUACAGCGUCUCCCUCGACCUCUUUGCCGAGAUCGACCCCGAGAACAGCAAAGUCAACCACACCGACCGUGAUGUCGAGCUCGUUCUGCGCAAGAAGGAGCUCAAGCUGGACUUCUGGCCCCGUCUCCUCGCCAGCACCCAGAAGAUGCACUUCCUCAAGACCGACUUUGACAAGUGGGUGGAUGAGGAUGAACAGGACGAGGCUGGCGAGGAUGACUACGCAAACAACUUCGGUGGCUUCGGUGGUGAGGAUGGUGGCCCAGGUGCCGGCGGUGGCCUCGGCAACAUCGAUUUCUCCAAGCUUGGCGGUAUGCCCGGCAUGGGUGGCAUGGGCGGUGGCAUGCCCGACCUGAGCGCCCUCCAGGGUAUGGCUGGUGGUGCUGCCGGCGCUGAAGGCGAGGAGGACGACGAUGAGCUCCCUGAGCUCGAGGAUGCCGAGAAGUCCACCAAGAUCCAGGAGGUUUCUUAA
Molecule: messenger RNA, 645 nt
Organism: Penicillium canescens
Lineage: Eukaryota; Fungi; Ascomycota; Eurotiomycetes; Eurotiales; Aspergillaceae
Gene: wos2
Product: Hsp90 cochaperone SBA1
Exons: 4
Coding region: 1-645 (214 amino acids)
Biological process (GO): chaperone-mediated protein complex assembly; protein folding
Cellular component (GO): nucleus; cytosol
Molecular function (GO): protein-folding chaperone binding; Hsp90 protein binding
Source: RefSeq, a predicted model, not a curated record